This is a messenger RNA of Nerophis ophidion (straightnose pipefish), 12375 nucleotides long. RefSeq names its product glutamate receptor 1-like. NCBI's taxonomy places the organism in Eukaryota, Metazoa, Chordata, Actinopteri, Syngnathiformes, Syngnathidae. Gene Ontology annotation, biological process: synaptic transmission, glutamatergic; modulation of chemical synaptic transmission. Gene Ontology annotation, molecular function: transmitter-gated monoatomic ion channel activity involved in regulation of postsynaptic membrane potential; AMPA glutamate receptor activity. The transcript is spliced from 19 exons. The coding region runs from base 6443 to 9265 and encodes 940 amino acids. Gene Ontology annotation, cellular component: dendritic spine; plasma membrane; AMPA glutamate receptor complex. The record is from RefSeq and is a predicted model, not a curated record.
AGGUCGCAGGCGUCCAUGUAGCGAGUCGCCGUGGUCACAUGACUUUUGGGAAGACGGUGCCGAUCUGCAGCCGGAGGUCAAAGUCUCCUCCCGUUGCCAUGGAAACGCAGCAAAACAACCAUCAGGGAAAGUUGCUGUCAACUCUGACCUCCACCCACGCAAAUGUAGCCUGGCUCACAACAACUGACCCGGUUCAGCGUGUCGGCAUGCAACAACAUGGCCGCCUGCCUCGCCGCCCAUGUGACUUGCGGCCCGAGCGCGGAAAGAUGGAGGUGGCCGGCGAGCCUGAACAAGCUGACGGUGCAGACUGCCGCUCGGCGCCGUCUUUCUUUAAUGGGUCCCUACAUAAAUAAAACAUCACAGAGUCACGCGGCAAAAUUAGUCCCAAACUUCGGCUUCAACUUCUUUACAAAGAUGAAUAAAUAAUAUUAUGCUUUGUGCGCCGCCACUUCACACGUGCGCGCGCUUCUUCACGCCGCUGUGAGCAAGCCAACAUGUGGAAGCCUGGACAGGAAGUGGACCGGCUAAUUUCACGCGCCACGCCGGAAUACUGAAAAACGACAACAAGUACUUGACUAUAUUGUCUCUUUCGAGAUGGCAGGGCCGAGGUUUCAAGGAUGCCUUGUCAGCCUAAAUGUGUCAGAACAGGAAGUAAGGACUUUUGGAGGACAGGAAGUGAUGAUGUGGACAACAGGAAGUGAUAGUGCAGGUGACAGGAAGUGAAGAUGUGUGAAAGACAGGAAGUGAGGACAUAUGGAAGACCGGAAGUGAGGAGAUGUGCGAGACAGGAGGUGAUAGACAUGUGCAAGACAGGAAGUGAAGAUGUGGACAACGGGAAGUGAAUAUGUGGUGACAGAAAGUGAAGACGUGCAAGAAAGGAAGUGAUGACAUGUGCAAGACAGGAAGUGAAGACAUUUGCAAUACAGGAAGUGAAGAUGUGGACAACAGGAAGUGGAGAUGUGGAUGACAGAAAGUGAAGACGUGCAAGAAAGGAAGUGAAGACAUGUGCAAGACAUGGUGUGGACAUUAGUAAGUGAAGAUGUGUGGAAGACCGGAAGUGAAGGACAAAAUAAUGUGGAUGACAAGACGUGAAGAUGUGGAUGUCAGGAAGUGAUGACGUGCAAGACAGGAAGUGAAGACAUUUGCAAAACAGGAAGUGAAGAGAUUUGUGAGACAGGAGGUGAUUGUGUGGACAUUAGUGAGUGAAGAUGUGGACAACAGGAAGUGAAGACAUGUGCAAGACAGUAAGUGAAGAUGUGGAAAUGAGGAAGUGAAGACAUUUACAAGACAGGAAGUGAAGACAUUUGCAAGACCGGAAGUGAAGAGAUUUGUGAGACAGGAGGUGAUUGUGUGGACAUUAGUGAGUGAAGAUGUGGACAACAGGAAGUGAAGACAUGUGCAAGAUAGUAAGUGAAGAUGUGGAAAUGAGGAAGUGAAGACAUUUACAAGACAGGAAGUGAAGACAUUUGCAAGACAGGAAGUGAAGACAUUUGCAAGACAGGAAGUGAAGACAUGUGCAAAACAGGAAGUGAAAAUGUGGACAAGAGGAAGUGAAGACAUUUGCAAGACAGGAAGUGAAGACAUUUGCAAUACAGGAAGUGAAGAUGUGGACAACAGGAAGUGAAGACAUUUGCAAGACAAGAAGUGAAGACAUGUGCAAGACAGGAAGUGAUGACAUGUGCAAGACAUGGUGUGGACAUUAGUAAGUGAAGAUGUGUGGAAGACCGUAAGUGAAGGACAAAAUAAUGUGGAUGACAGGAAGUAAAUAUGUGUGGACAACAGGACAUGAAGAUGUGGAUGUCAGGAAGUGAUGACAUUUGCAAAACAGGUAGUGAAGAAACGUGCAAGACCGGAAGUGAAGAGAUUUGUGAGACAGGAGGUGAUUGUGUGGACAUUAGUGAGUGAAGAUGUGGACAACAGGAAGUGAAGACAUGUGCAAGACAGUAAGUGAAGAUGUGGAAAUGAGGAAGUGAAGACAUUUACAAGACAGGAAGUGAAGACAUUUGCAAGACCGGAAGUGAAGAGAUUUGUGAGACAGGAGGUGAUUGUGUGGACAUUACUGAGUGAAGAUGUGGACAACAGGAAGUGAAGACAUGUGCAAGAUAGUAAGUGAAGAUGUGGAAAUGAGGAAGUGAAGACAUUUACAAGACAGGAAGUGAAGACAUUUGCAAGACAGGAAGUGAAGACAUGUGCAAAACAGGAAGUGAAAAUGUGGACAAGAGGAAGUGAAGACAUUUGCAAGACAGGAAGUGAAGACAUUUGCAAUACAGGAAGUGAAGAUGUGGACAACAGGAAGUGAAGACAUUUGCAAGACAGGAAGUGAAGACAUGUGCAAGACAGGAAGUGAUGACAUGUGCAAGACAUGGUGUGGACAUUAGUAAGUGAAGAUGUGUGGAAGACCGUAAGUGAAGGACAAAAUAAUGUGGAUGACAGGAAGUAAAUAUGUGUGGACAACAGGACGUGAAGAUGUGGAUGUCAGGAAGUGAUGACGUGCAAGACAGGAAGUGAAGACAUUUGCAAAACAGGUAGUGAAGAAACGUGCAAGACCGUAAGUGAAGAGAUUUGUGAGACAGGAGGUGAUUGUGUGGACAUUAGUAAGUGAAGAUGUGGACAACAGGAAGCGAAGACAUGCAAGAUAGUGAGUGAAGAUGUGGACAACAGGAAGUGAAGACAUUUGCAAGACAGGAAUGGAAUAUGUGGGUGACAGGAAGUAAAUAUGUGUGGAAGACAGGACAUGUGGAGGUCAGGAGGUGAAGAUGCAGACGUCAAGAAGUGAUAACAUGUGCAAGACAGGAAGUGAAGGCAUUUGCAAGACACGAAGUGAAGAUGUGGACAACAGGAAGUGAAGAUGUGGAGGACAGAAAGUGAAGACGUGCAAGAAAGGAAAUGAUGGCAUGUGCAAGACAGGAAGUGAAGAUGUGGACAACAGGAUAUGAGGACAUUUGCAAGAAAGGAAGUGAAGAUGUGGACAACAGGAAGUGUAGACAUUUGCAACACAGGAAGCGAUGACAUGUGCAAGACAGGAAGUGAAGACAUUUGCAAGGCAGGAAGUUCAGAAAUGUGCAGGACUGGAAGUGAAGAGAUGUGCGACGCAGGAGGUGAUGGUGUGGACAUUAGUAAGUGAAGAUGUGGACAACAGGAAGUGAAGACAUGUGCAAGACAGGAAGUGAAGAUGUGGACAAGAGGAAGUGAAGAUCUGGACAACAGGAAGUGAAGACAUUUGCAAGACAGGAAUCGAAUAUGUGGGUGACAGGAAGUAAAAAUAUGUGUGGAAGACAGGACGUGUGGACGUCAGGAGGUGAAGAUGUGGACGUCAGGAAGUGAUGACAUUUGCAAGACAGGAAGUGAAGACAUUUGCAAGACAGGAAGUGAAGGUGUGGAUGACAGAAAGUGAAGACGUGCAAGAAAGGAAGUGAUGACGUGAAAAACAGGGAGUGAAGAUGUGGACAACAGGAUAUGAGGACAUUUGCAAGAAAGGAAGUGAAGAUGUGGACAACAGGAUAUGAGGACAUUUGCAAGAAAGGAAGUGAAGAUGUGGACAACAGGAAGGGAAGACAUUUGCAACACAGGAAGCGAUGACAUAUGCAAGACAGGAAGUGAAGACAUUUGCAAGACAGGAAGUGAAUAUGUGGACACCAGGAAGUGAAGAUGUGGAUGACAGAAAGUGAAGACGUGCAAGAAAGGAAGUGAAGAUGUGGACAACAGGAUAUGAGGACAUUUGCAAGACAGGAAGUUAAGACAUGUGCAAGACAGGAAGUGAAGAUGUGGACAACAGGAAGUGAAUACAUUUGCAAGACAGGAAGUGCAGAUGUGGAUGACAGAAAGUGAAGACAUACAAGACAGGAAGUGAUUAUAUUUGCAAGACAGGAAGUGAAUAUGUGGACAACAGGAAGUGAAGACAUGUGCAAGACAGGUAAUUAAAAUAUAGACAACAGGAAGUGAAGACUUUCGCAAGACAAGAAUUGAAGAUGUGGACAACCGGAAGUGAAGACAUGUGCAAGACAGGAAGUGAAGAUGUGGACAACAGGAAGUAAAGAUGUGGAUGACAGAGAUUGAAGAUGUGGAUGACAGGAAGUGAGGACAUUUGCAAGACAGGAAGUGAAGACGUGCGAGACAGCAAGCGAAGAUGUGGAUGACCCGAAGUAAACUUGUGGACAACAGGAAGUGAAGACGUGCAAGACAGGAAGUGAAGACAUGUUCAACACACGUAGUGAAGAUGAGGACAACAGGAAUUGAAGACAAGUGCAAGACAGGAAGUGAAGACGUGCAGGACAGGAAGUGAAGAUGUGGAUGACAGAAAGUAAAGACAUGUUCAAGACUGGAAGUGAAGAUGUGGACAACAGGAAGUGAAGACAUGUGCAAGACAGGAAGUGAAAACAUUUGUUAGACAGGAAGUGAAGACAUGUCCAAUGCAGGAAGUAAAGAUAUGGACAACAGGAAGUGAAGACAUUUAUAAGACGGGAAGUGAAGAUGUGGACAACAGGAAGUGAACACAUGUCCAAUGCAGGAUGGGAAGAUGUGGACAACAGGAAGUGAACACAUGUCCAAUGCAGGAAGUGAAGACAUUUGUAAGACAGGAAGUGAAGACAUGUCCAAUGCAGGAAGUAAAGAUAUGGACAACAGGAAGUGAAGACAUUUGUAAGACAGGAAGUGAAGAUGUGGACAACAGGAAGUGAAGACAUGUCCAAUGCAGGAAGUGAAAAUGUGGAUGACAGAAAGUGAAGAUGUGCAAGAGAGGAAGUGAAGAUGUGGACAACAGGAAGUGAAGACAUUUGCGAGACAUGACGUGAAGACAUGUGCAACACAGGAAGUGAAGAUGUGGACAACAGGAAGUAAAGACAUGUUCAAGACUGGAAGUGAAGAUGUGGACAACAGGAAUUGAGGAUGUGGCCAACAAGAAGUGAAGACAUGUUCAAGACAGGAAGUGAGGACAUGUUCAAGACUGGAAGUGAAUAUGUGGACAACAGGAAGUGAGGAUGUGGCCAACAGGAAGUGAAGACGUGUUCAAGACUGGAAGUGAAGAUGUGGACAACAGGAAGUGAGAAUGUGGCCAACAGGAAGUGAAGACAUGUUCAAGACAGGAUGUGAGGACAUGUUCAAGACUGGAAGUGAAGAUGUGGACAACAGGAAGUGUAGAUUUGGGCAAUAGGAAGUGAAGAUGUGGACAACAGGAAGUAAAGACAUUUGCAAGACAGGAAGUGAAGACAUGUCAAAGACUGGAAGUGAAGAUGUGGACAACAGGAAGUGAGGAUGUGGCAAACAGGAAGUGAAGACAGGUUCAAGACAGGAAGUGAGGACAUGUUUAAGACUGGAAGUGAAGAUGUGGACAACAGGAAGUGUAGAUGUGGACAAUAGGAAGUGAACAUGUGGACGACAGGAAGUAAAUACAUUUGCAAGACAGGAAGUGAAGACAUGUCAAAGACUGGAAGUGAAGAUGUGGACAACAGGAAGUGAGGAUGUGGCCAACAGGAAGUGAAGACAUGUUAAAGACAGGAAGUGAGGACAUGUUCAAGACUGGAAGUGAAGAUGUGGACAACAGGAAGUGUAGAUGUGGACAAUAGGAAGUGAAGAUGUGGACGACAGGAAGUAAAGACAUUUGCAAGACAGGAAGUGAAGACAUGUCAAAGACUGGAAGUGAAGAUGUGGACACCAGGAAGUGAGGAUGUGGCCAAAAGGAAGUGAAGACAUGUUCAAGACAGGAAGUGAGGACAUGUUCAAGACUGGAAGUGAAGAUGUGGACAACAGGAAGUGAGGAAGUGGACAAUAGAAAGUGAAGACAUGUUCAAGACAGGAAGUGAAGAUGUGGACAACAGAAAGUGAAGAUGUGGACAACAGGAUCUUUAGACAUGUUCAAGACCGGAAGUGAAGAUGUGGACAACAGGAAGUGAGGAUGUGGCCAACAGGAAGUGAAGACAUGCUCAAGACAGGAAGUUAAGAUGUAGACAACAGGAAGUGAAGAUGUGGACAACAGGAAGUAAAGAUGUUGAUGACAGACAGUUAAGAUAUGCAAGACAGGAAGUGAAUGACAGGAAGUCCUCAUCGUGUGUCAAGAUAACAUUUAGCUUUGAUGUCAAAAGUGUGAACUUUUAUUUGGAAAAAAAAAGAUGAGACAUCAUUCUGUCAUUAUGAUGGUUUUAUGUGUUAAUUAAGAACCAUGACACGAUGAUGAUGAUGAUGAAGACAGCAUGCUUUGUGCCAAUGCACUGAUUUGAUUGGACGGGAGGAGCAGGAGGAGGGAAAGGUUGCUUCUUCUCAAAGCACACACACACACACACACACACACACACACUCACUCACUCCCUCACACACACAGUUCGAGCUGGCCGCCUCACACACACACACACACGCGCACACAAACACACACACACGCACACACUCACGCGCACACACACACACACACACACACACACACACACAGUCAGUCAGAGAGUGUGUUGAGAGGAUGAAGACGAUCAUGAAGAUUCUGUUUGUUCUUCUGCUGCUUUUUGGACUCUGCAACAACACAAGUUUUCCUGCUAACAUCAACAUAGGUGCGCUUUUCCCACCCGCGUCCCAUGAGUACGAGGUGUUCCGCUUCGCCUUGGCGGGGCGUCGUGACGUGCCCAGGCUGGUGCCUCAGGUGGACGCCGUGGAGACGGCGAGCAGCUUCGCCAUGACCUAUGCUUUCUGCUCGCAGCUGGCCAAGGGGGUCCACGCCAUCAUGGGCGUGUACGACCUGAGGACCGCCAACAUGGUGGCGUCCUUCUGCGGCGCGCUUCACGUCAGCUUCAUCACGCCGUCGUUCCCCGCCCUGGCCAACAACCAGUUUGUGCUGCAGUUACGUCCGCAGCUGCAAAAGCCUCUCAGGGCGCUGUUGGACCACUUCGGCUGGACGCGCUUCGUCUACAUGUACAGCGCCGACACAGGUCUGUCGGUUCUGAAGAAUGUUCUGGACCGUGCGGCCGAGCGAGGCUGGCAGGUGACGUCGGUCAACAUGGACGCUCUGACAGAGUCCAUGUUCAUCAAGCUGCUGGUGGACUUGGACUUCAACAAGGAGUUCCAAGUGGUUCUGGACUGCGAGUCGGACCGCCUCAACGCCAUCCUGAGUCUGAUUUCAGCGCAGAAAAGAAACCUGAAGAAUUAUCAUUACAUCCUCCUCAAUAUGGGCUUCGUAGAGUUGAACAUGACAGAAUUCCAGAAGUUGUCCCCAAAUGUGACGGGCUUCCAGUUGGUCAACUGGUCAGAUUCCACCGUCUUGAAGGUCCAGCAGGAGUGGAUGGCCUUUGACCCUAAAGACGUCCCCGCGCCGCGUCGCAACCUGCGGUACACAGGCGCCCUGACCUACGACGGCGUCAGCGUCCUGGCGGCGGCGUUCCAGAACCUCCGGCGACAGCGCAUCGACGUCUCUCGCCGCGGCAACGCCGGGGAGUGUUUGGGCAACCCCACCGCCCCCUGGGGGCAGGGCAUCGACAUCCAGAGAGCACUGCACCAGGUGCGUCUGGACGGGCUGACGGGCUACGUUCAGUUUGAUGAGCGAGGACUUCGUACCAACGUCACGCUGACAGUCAUGGAACUGGGCCCUGAUGGACCCAGAAAGGUGGGCAUGUGGAGCGGGAAGCGAGGCUACGUGAAGGUGGCAAAGUACAAGCCCCCCCCAGAGGAGUUCCACGGGCUCCAGAACCGCACCUACGUUGUCACCACCAUCCUGGAGGCGCCGUACAUGAUGCUGAAGAAGAACCACGAGCAGCUGGUGGGAAACGACAGGUACGAAGGCUACUGCGCCGAGCUGGCGGCAGAGAUCGCCAAGCACGUGGGCUUCGUUUACCGGCUGGAGCUGGUGGGCGACGGCAAGUACGGCGCCAGAGACGCGGACACCAAGAUGUGGAACGGCAUGGUGGGAGAACUGUUCUACGGGAAGGCGGACGUGGCGGUCGCCCCGCUGACCAUCACACUGGUCCGUGAGCAGGUGAUCGACUUCACGAAGCCCUUCAUGUCCUUGGGCAUCUCCAUCAUGAUCAAGAAGCCCACCAAGUCCAAGCCCAGCGUCUUCUCCUUCUUGGACCCGCUGGCCUACGAGAUCUGGAUGUGCAUCGUCUUCGCCUACAUCGGCGUCAGCGUGGUGCUCUUCCUGGUGAGUCGCUUCAGUCCUUACGAGUGGAAGAAGGAAGAUGAAGAAGACGAUGAAGAUCUGCACUCGUGUGCGGCCGCUUCUCAACAAGCUCCGCCCACUUCUUCCUCCACAGGGUACCAGCUUUCUUUGGUUCCGACCCAGGACCAGAACCAGAAUCAGCAGAAAGACAAAGAAAGUCCCGAACACUCCAACGACUUUGGCAUCUUUAACUCCUUGUGGUUUUCCUUGGGAGCCUUCAUGCAGCAAGGAUGUGACAUCUCGCCCAGGUCCCUGUCGGGUCGCAUCGUGGGCGGAGUCUGGUGGUUCUUCACCCUCAUCAUCAUCUCGUCGUACACGGCGAACCUGGCCGCCUUCCUCACCGUGGAGAGGAUGGUGUCGCCCAUCGAGGGCGCCGAGGACCUGGCCAAGCAGACCGAGAUCGCCUACGGGACUUUGGACGGCGGCUCCACCAAAGAGUUCUUCAGGAGGUCAAAGAUCGCCGUGUUCGAGAAAAUGUGGUCGUACAUGCGCGGCACCGACCCGUCGGUCUUUGUCAAGAACACCAACGAGGGCGUGAGCCGCGUGCGCAAGUCCAAGGGGAAGUACGCCUACCUGCUGGAGUCGUCCAUGAACGAGUACAUCGAGCAGCGCAAGCCGUGCGACACCAUGAAAGUGGGCGGGAACCUGGACUCCAAGGGCUACGGCGUGGCCACGCCCAAAGGAUCGCCGCUCAGAAUCCCAGUAAACCUGGCAGUUCUCAAGCUCAAUGAACAAGCCGUCUUAGACAAGUUGAAAAACAAGUGGUGGUAUGACAAAGGCGAGUGCGGACACAAGGACUCCGGCAGAAAGGACAAGACCAGCGCUCUCAGCCUGAGCAAUGUGGCGGGAAUCUUCUACAUCCUGAUUGGAGGACUGGGACUGGCCAUGAUGGUGGCGCUGUUGGAGUUCUGCUACAAGUCUCGCUUGGAGUCCAAGAGGAUGAAGGAGCUGAUCGACGCCGCCAUGUUGAGCAGCGGCCUGGGAGCGAUGGCCCUCGCGGGAGGCGGGGUCACGGUGGGCAGGUUGGGAGGAGGCGGGGCUUCAGGGCCGGUGGGCGAGAACGGUCGUGUGGGGUCACAUGACUUGCCAAGGUCCGCCGCCCAAAGUUUACCCUGCGUGAGCAAAGCUGCUAGUUAGGGAUUGUCCUCCAAGGUCAUGUGACCAGCAGCGAGACACCUGAUUGGACGCAGCCGCCUGACAAUCAUCCGGCAUCACAGGAGGCAGCACAGAUGAACUGAGUGCACCUGAAGGCAACACGCCUCUUCUACUUGGUAUCCCUCUUUACCUUCUCUUCUCCCUCUUAUUUUACUUCCUUCUCUUCUUCUACUUCCUUCUCUUCUUUUACUUCCUCCUCUUCUUUUUCUUCUACUUCCUCCUGUUCUUCUAAUUCUUCCUCUUCUUCUUCUUUUACUUCCUCCUGUUCUUCUUGUAUUUCCUCCUGUUUUCCUCCUUUUACUUCCUCCUCUUCUUUCACUUCAACCUGUUUUCUACUUCCUUCUGCUCUUCUCCCUCUUAUUUUACUUCCUCCACUUCUUCUACUUCCCCCUGUUCUUUUACUACCUCCUGUUCUUCUUCUAUUUCCUCUUGUUUUCCUCCUUUUACUUCCUCCUCUUCUUUCACUUCAUCCUGUUCUUCUACCUCUUUCUGCUCUUCUCCCUCUUAUUUUACUUCCUCCUCUUCUUCUACUUCCUCCUCUUCUUUUACUUCCUCCUGUUCUUUUUCUUCUACUUCAUCCUAUUCUGUAACUUCUUCCUGUUCUUCUCCCAAUUCUUCCUCUUAUUUGAAUUCCUCCUCUUCUUCUUCCUCCUGUUCUUUUUAUUCUACUACCUCCUGUUCUUCUUCUAUUUCCUCCUGUUUUUCCUCCUUUAACUUCCUCCUGUUCGUUCACUUCCUUUUUGUCUUCUUAUUUUUGCUCCUGUUUUUCCUCCUUUUACUUCCUCCUGUUCUUCUUAUAUUUCUACCUGUUUUCCCUCCUUUUACUUCCUCCUGUUCUUGUUCUACUUCCUCCUGUUCUUCUUCUUCUACUACUUCAUCCUGUUCUUAUACUUCCUCCUGUUCUUCUACUUCCUCCUGUUCUUUUCUCCUUUUACUUUGUCCUGUUUAUCUACUUCCUCCUGUUUUUCCUCCUUUUACUUCCUCCUGUUCUUUCAAUUCCUCCUUUUCUCCUACUUCCUCCUGUUCCUCUUCUAUUUCCUUCUUUUACUUCCUCCUGUUCUUCUACUUACUCCUAUUCUUCUCCCUAUUCUUUUUAUUUUACUUCCUCCUCUUCUUUUUCCUCCUCUCCUUUCUCUUCUACUUCUUUCUGUUCUUCUUUUAUUUCCUACUUUACUUCCUCCUGUUCUUGUUCUACUUCCUCCUGUUCUUCUUCUUCUACUACUUCAUCCUGUUCUUUUACUUACUCCUGUUCUUUUCUCCUACUUCCUCCUGUUUUUCUUCUAUUUCCUUCUUUUCCUUCCUCCUGUUCUUUAACUUCCUCCUAUUCUUCUCCCUAUUCUUUUUAUUUUACUUCCUCCUCUUCUUCUUCUUCCUCCUCUUCUUUUUCUUCUACUUCCUCCUGUUCUUCUUUUAUUUCCUCCUUUACUUCCUCCUGUUCUGGUUCUACUUCCUCCUGUUCUUCUUCUUCUACUACUUCAUCCUGUUCUUUUACUUACUCCUGUUCUUUUCUCCUUUUACUUGGUCCUGUUAUUCUACUUCCUCCUGUUUUUCCACCUUUUACUUCCUCCUGUUCUUACACUUCCUCCUUUUCUCCUACUUCUUCCUGUUCUUCUUCUAUUUCCUCCUGUUUUUCCUCAUUUUCCUUCCUCCUGUUCUUUAACUUCCUCCUAUUCUUCUCCCUAUUCUUCCUCUUAUUUUAAUUCCUCUUCUUCCUCCUGUUCUUUUUCUUAUACAUCCUCCUGUUUUUCUUCUAUUUCCUCCUUUUACUUCCUCCUGUUCUUUAACUUCCUCCUGUUUUUCUAUUUCCUCCUGUUCUUUUAUUUCCUCCUGUUCUUCUUCUAUUUCCUCCUUUUACUUCCUCCUGUUCUUUAACUUCCUCCUGUUCUUCUAUUUCCUCCUGUUCUUCUAUUUCCUACUUUUACUUCCUCCUGUUCUUCUACUUCCCCCUGUUCUAGUUCUACUUCCUUGUGUUCUUCUUCUUCUUCUUCUACUUCAUCCUGUUCUUUUACUUCCUCCUUGUUCUUUUCUCCUUUUACUUUGUCCUGUUUUUGUACUUCCUCCUGUUCUUUUAUUUCCUCCUAAGAAACAGAAUCAAAAGUACUUUAUUAAUCCCCGAGAGGAAUUAAUAUCGUAUUUAAUGAACUCCUGUUCUGCUACUUCCUCCUGUACUUCAUCUACUUCCUUUUAUUAUUUUCCUUCUACUUUCUCCUGUUUUUCUCUUUCUUCAUUCUGUUCUACCUCCUCUUCCACUUCCUCCUGUUCCUCUUCUCCCUUUUUCACCGGGGAACUCGCCCAACCCACAUGACCUAUUGACCCUGACCACUUCUUUUGGGGCCAAUCAGAAUGGAUUUAAUUUAGGCUGACUAUAUUCUGAAAUCCCAAAAAGAGGACACAUAUAUGUGUGCCAAGGACUAGGUGAAAAUUUGCCAAUGAUACUUGAACUUGCUUUAUAAAUAAUAUAUUUAUUUAAAUAAAGCAUUUUUUUCUCCUCUGUUGACAGUAUAACAAAAUAAGUCUCACUUAUAUUAUGUAACAUUCACAGUUUUAGAAAAAGCACAGAGGUAGCAAUAUUCAAAAUAACCUCUUGUAUAUAAUAUACACAUAAAUGUCUCAAAACAGGUUAAUUAUAUUUAAACAAAAAACAGGUCACAGCCCAUUCUUUAAAAUGUCUCUUCUCAGUCUAGUGGACCCUUUUAAUGUAAAAAAAUAUAAAUAAUGCCUUAAAACAUUUGAAACAAAAACAGAUGUUCUCAGAGAAUACACCAUAGGUAUUUCUCAAAUCAGUUAAAACAACAAAAACAGAGGUAGCAUUUCUGAGCCAAUUAUUUUAAGCUUCUGUAAAAAUAAAAUAAAAAAAAUAAUGCAGAGUCAACAUUUAAAACAAAAAUAGGACCUUUCCCGGCAAAACUCGAACCAACACUUCCUGUCAAUAGCGUCACUUCCCUAUCCUCCCCGGAAGUCCCGCCCCCCAGCCAAAGCCAUUGGCUAACACCCCGUAGCCAGGCGCUACAAUAUUUACAGCUAGAAUUCACCAACUCGAGUAACAUAUAUACGGUAACUUAACCCUGGACGUACAUUGAAAAUACACGCAA